AUGACGGAUUCGGCAGUCGAGGUGCCGCCGGUGUGGCAGAGUGCGGGCUUGGAUGGCUUGGCCCGUGAGUCCUACUGGCGUCGGCACCGUAGCGAGGCGGGAGGGAAUUAUGCACGUGGCUGUGCCUUUGCGCCAGACGGUUCCUGCCUGGCUGUGAACACGGCUGAUGCUGCCGUACACGUCUUUAAUGUGCCUGAGGAUCUUUUGCAAGGGUCAGGAGAAGAGCCUAUUCGGUCGCCUGAGGGCACACAGCCUGGGCCCGCCGCGCCCGUGUUUAGCGUACAUGAGGCCGAGCUCAUCUAUGAUUUUGCCUGGUACCCGCUCCUGCAAUCGGAUUUUCCCGAGACCUGUCUUCUCUUCACGGCCUGUCGGGAUACGACCGUGCAUAGCUGGGAUGCCUUUGAUGGCAGCCUCGUGGCCAGCUACCGCAACUAUGACCAGUACGAUGCCAUCACCGGUUGCCAUAGCCUGGGCUUGACCGCCGAUGGACAUCGUUUGGUCUGUGGUUUGGACACUCUGGUGCACGUCUUUGACGUUGCCGUGCCUGGGCGCGCCUACGGCAAGCGAAAGACGUAUCGUCGCCGCGCUGGUUGCCGCGGCAUCAUCUCUGCCAUUGCUCCGUUCACCGAAGACCCUCAUCGUGUGGCCUUGGGCGCCUAUGGUGGAGGGGCCAGCAUUAUGGACUUGCGCACCGCCGAUACUGCGCACGACUGGCGCCUGUCUCGCGGCGUCACCGACCUGCGAGUCGCAGCAGACGACCUCACCGUCCUAGUUGGUCUUCGGGCCUGCCCUGAUGUGCUCCACUUUGACCUCCGACAACCAGGGCAGCCUGUGCAGCGCCUUCAACGCACACUUGCCAGCAAUCAAAAGCUUCAGCUCGCUCUAGCUGACCAAGGACGCAUCGGCGUUUCCGGGGGCCAGGACGGGUGUCUUUACACUUGGGACCUGCACACUGCUCGUCGCCGAGUCGACCAGGCUCUUGGCACCCCAACAAACCUGAAUGAACCCGCUGAGGCCCCACCUGCACCCUCGGUGACUCGACACUUGAGUGACACGGCCAUUAAUGGUGUGUCGGUACACCCGUGGGCCCCGCUCGUGGCCGUGGCCACGGGCCAACGCUCUUUUGCGCUCCCCAUGGAAGAUGACGCCGGGCCCGACCAUCCAUCUGUACAAACCGCAUCGCCCGAUGCCAAAACUCCAAGACUCGAGCCAUUAGCUGCAGAAUCAGCCGUCCACAAUGCGCAGCACCGCAUCAACUGUGCGGCCAUCUACAGCUUUCCUCAAGUCUGCUCCCCUGCCCUGAGCGAGCAGAGCUAG
Messenger RNA from Monosiga brevicollis MX1, 1317 nucleotides. RefSeq lists its product as uncharacterized. The coding region runs from base 1 to 1317 and encodes 438 amino acids. NCBI's taxonomy places the organism in Eukaryota, Choanoflagellata, Craspedida, Salpingoecidae. Gene Ontology annotation, molecular function: RNA binding; protein binding. Gene Ontology annotation, cellular component: Cajal body. Gene Ontology annotation, biological process: Cajal body organization. The transcript has a single exon. The record is from RefSeq and is a predicted model, not a curated record.